AGAUGCAAAGUACAACUAUAGUUAAAUGUAAUAUGGACCUUGGCCCACUAAGAUUUCUCUUUAGGAGAAGUCUCGAAUCAACAGGUUACGUACUUGAGGGUAGUUGAUUUGUUAAAAUAGUGGGAGAGUUAUUAGUUAAAGACCUAGCUAAUUACUUAGAUUCUUGAUAUUAACUAUCUUGCAAAUUAUAUGUAGAUGUCUGAUAACAACCAUAACCUCACUCUUUGCUCAAUCCUUGACAAAGAUAAGUUGACCGACUCUAACUUCUUAGACUGGCAAAGAAACCUCGUUAUCGUUCUUCGACUAGAGAAGAAAGAAUAUGUGCUUGAACGAGCCAUCCCACCUGUCCCAUCCGCCAAUGCUUCUAGAGCAAUCAAGGAUACUUAUGAGAAGCAUGUUGAUGAUGACAAUCAAGUGGCAUGUCUCAUGUUGGCUACAAUGACUUCUGACCUUCAGAAACAUCAUGAGAGUAUGAAGGCGUACGAUAUGAUCAUACACCUAAAACAACUCUCCCAAGGACAAGCUAUGAAACACCCUAAUCCGUCCAGGACUGAACUUGCAACUGAUCUGAUUCUACAAUCGUUGCCAGAGUUGUACAAGCAGUUCGUGGUUAAUUACGAGAUGCAUGAACUUGAUAAACCACUGCUAGAACUUUUGAAGAUGCUGCAAACUGCUGAAGAGAGCUUGACGAAAGGAAAGGGGAAUUGUGUCCUUCUAGUUCAAGGAGUAAAAGGCAAGAAGAAGUUCAAAAAGGCAAAGAAGAAUGGGCCUAAAGGAAAGGGUAACACCGAGCCAAAGUCCAAUUCUUCCAAGCUCAACCUAAAGCUUGUUAUCCAAGGGGGACCUCCUAAUCCUCCCUCAAAAGGUGCUGUGCUGUUUCAAGAUAGGCCCUCUACUUCUUGGGCAGCAGAGGUUGUUACUGCCGAGGGUCCCUCUAAGGAAGCUUUUCCAUUGUUGCCGUCCAAGACACAGCCAGUGACCACCAAGCCUCUUACGGUUUGGCAUAAGGGAGGCCCUGGUGGAAAUACUUUUGCUCAAGUUACUGCGCCAAAACAGCCUUUGCAUUCGGUCAUGUCCUUGGCCCCUAUCCCAGCCCUUCCAGAUCGAGACACCACUACACACAGAGGUACACCGUGCAUUAGAUUUUCUGAUAAAGAAGUUGAAGCGUUGGCUUCCAUUGAUCGCUUCUUGUUGGUUGGAAAGUUCUCACAUGGCCAACCUAAGUUGGAGGUUAUCAAGAAACAUUUUGCAGCUCAUUUUAUCCUGCGUGGUACUGUUAUUAUUGGGUGGAGGAGCCCCAAACAUAUUUUUCUUAAGUUCUCAAAUUCACAAGAUGCUAUCGAUAUGCUUCUCAAAGAACAAAUCACUUUUAAUGGUAUUCAUCCUAUGCGGUUAUUUAGAUGGACUAAGGAUUUUGAUCUUGACACUGAAACAUCCAUAGCCCUGGUAUGGGUUUUAUUUCAUGAUUUGCCAUAUCAUUAUUUUAAUGAUAAAGCCCUUGCACUUUUAUGCAAACCCAUUGGGAAAUAUCUUGGAGUGGAUACUGCUACUUUGGAAGGAACUAAGCCGACUUAUGCACGUGUUCGUAUUGAAAUGGAUUUGCUCAAGCCAUUGGUUUCUAAGGUCUUUGUUGGUACUUCUACGGAGAUUGGCAAGGAAGAUGAGGGCUUUCUUCAGUUGGUGGAGUAUGAGAAAAUCCCAUUUUUUUGUACUCAUUGCCGUAGACAAGGCCACUCUGUUGAGAGGUGCAAGUUCUUGGAGGAAUAUAAUGCUUUUGAGAUUCGGAGGAAAGGAAAAGAACAUCUUCAAGAGCCACGACAAAAACAGGAUCGUAGCAAGAGCCGUGGUCGAGAACGUAGCCAGAGUCGUGGUCGGGAGGAGCCAAAAAGAGUGUAUGUGGCUAAGGUAUCUAAUCCGCCUAGUACUGAUCCCAUUUCCUCUCUAAAAUCAUCUAUUGAUGCUCUUCCCGUGGCCAAAGACCCUCCCACAAUCCAUGCUCCAGUCUCUCAAAACCCCAUGUGCAACCUUAUUGUCCCUAUCCCUACUGUACCUGAUUCCCCUAUUACAAACCCUUCCAUUUCCAUGCAAAAACCCACCCCACCCGUUGUUCAAAACCCACCAGCAAACCCCACUCAAAUCCCACAGCCAACCCUUCCCAAUCCUCUGCCUGAAGCCCUCACUGCCAAAAACCCUCAGCCCGUACCCUCCAUGCCAAUGCCCAUGCAGACCCUUCCCAUGCAAACUCCUUCUUCCCUCCAAAACCAAAACCUUCUUCACGCAAGCACACUCAUGCAAAACCCAUCCCAAUCCGUAACCCCUGCCAUGCCAACUCCCUCACAUACCCAGCCCAUGCAAAACACCCCCCAAAUUCCUUCUGUUAAUUUGCAACAACCUCAGUCAACCCAAACCCAACACCCACACCUCCAAACCAUGCAAACCCUUCCCAUGCAACCCCAAAACCCCAUUCAACCUUUUCCCAUGCAAACCCCACCCUCCCUUCCCCUGUUUGACCGAAACGCCUCUAAAAACUCUUCUAAAAAUUUCAUUGCCGAGGCCGUAGCUUCUUAUAAGUCGGGGUUGUUGUCCCAAGUUGCCCUUCUCAAAAUCUUGCACGAAGGCCCGGCUUCUACCGCUGUACCACCUACGUUUCAGCCAGAGACCCCCUCGGGAUAUUCCUCUGAGCCUGAAGGAAAGGUUGGUUUUAAGGAUUUAGAUGACGCGGACAUAGCGGUUGAGGAAAAAGGAACAUCUGAGGAACGUCAGUGUUCCUCUCUGAUAAUAGUGGAUUGCGUGGCCAAUGAUGACAAGGUGAUAGCCAAUUCGGCCCCUCCUAUUUCUCGUCCUAUUGACCUUUACGGGGAGAUUCACUUCUAUCCAGUUGAUGAGCAAGGUUAUAUUAUCCCGGUUACUAAGCACGAUGAGGAUUAUCGUUCUAUGAAAGUAUUGAAGACGCGUGCAUUGGAGCUCAUUAGUAACAAUUGGGAGGCAGAUUUUAAAAAGGUGGAUUACGCACGCCACCCAGCGUUGAAAGAGGCCAUGCGAUGGGCUCGCAGAAGAUUUUAAAGAAUCCCCCUAGAUGCUGAGUUCUGGGGCCUAUGCUUUUCCUAGCCUUCGAACCACAUAUUUUAUCUCUCAUGGACUUUUUGUUCUCGCCUUUGGGCCUUUAUAUUUUAUCCGUUGGGACUUCUCUAGAUUAGCAUAUUUAGCUUUUCUCUAUUUUGUGGGUGAGUGGGAGUUAUGUUCCCUCUCCCUUAUCUUUUAUUUCAUUAUUUUGUUUUUGGGUGAGUUGGAGACUUGUUCCUUCCACCCCUUUCUUUAUUUAUGCGAAUAAAACUGCUUUUCUUUA
Messenger RNA from Cuscuta campestris, 3346 nucleotides. The record is from the annotation of a GenBank genome assembly. NCBI's taxonomy places the organism in Eukaryota, Viridiplantae, Streptophyta, Magnoliopsida, Solanales, Convolvulaceae.